Erpetoichthys calabaricus (reedfish) is the source of this 2900-nucleotide messenger RNA. RefSeq lists its product as uncharacterized. The transcript is spliced from 2 exons. The record is from RefSeq and is a predicted model, not a curated record. The coding region runs from base 324 to 1442 and encodes 372 amino acids. Lineage: Eukaryota; Metazoa; Chordata; Cladistia; Polypteriformes; Polypteridae.
UAAAAGAAGAAGAUCGAGAUUUCUUGAGGUUCUUGUGGUUUCAGGACAAUGACCUGUCCAAAGACAUUAUCGAGUACUGUAUGAGGGUUCACGUCUUUGGGAACGGUCCCUCUUCUGCAGUUGCCAUCUACUGUCUUAAGCAGUCUAUAAAGGAGGGCGAUCCUUAAGUAAAGCAUUUUGUGAACCAUGAUUUCUAUGUAGAUGAUGGUCUGAAAUCUCUCCCUACAGUGGAAGCAGCAGUCAACCUUCUUAAAAAGACACAAGACACACUCUCUGAGUCUAACUUGAGACUACAUAAAAUUGCCUCAAAUAAGACAGAAGUCAUGGAUGCAUUCCCAUCACAAGACCAUGCUGCUGAUCUGAAAGAUCUGGAUUUCGAAUCUGACCUUCACUCCUUACAGCGCACCCUAGGUCUUAACUGGGACCUUAAGUCUGAUACCUUUAACUUUGGGGUGGCCAGUGAAGAAAAGCCCUUCACUCGUCGGGGUGUCUUAUCAAUUGUGAACAGCAUCUAUGACCCUCUGGGUUUCAUCGCUCUAGUCACAAUUCAUGGGAAAGCAAUUCUUAGAGAGCUUAUGCAGCAGAAUAGUGAUUGGGACUCCCCCCUCCCUGAAGAGAAGGAAGAGAUGUGGCACACAUGGAGGCACUCACUAAAGGAUCUGAGCAGCCUUAAGAUUUCAAGGCCUUACACGAAAAUUUCCCCUUUAGAUGCAACUCAGCGUGAGUUGUGUGUUUUCUCUGAUGCAUCGAUUAAAGCAAUUGCUGCAGUGGCUUACCUCAAACUGACUGACACGGAUGGAACCAGCCAUGUUGGCUUUAUCAUGGAAAAAGCAAAGCUCACCCCAAGUCUUGAACAUACAGUGCCCAGGCUAGAGUUAUGUGCUGCAGUUCUAGCUGUGGAACUAGCCGAGCUCAUCUCCUCAGAGAUUGACAUCCACCUAGACACUACUACCUUCUACACAGACAGCAAAGUAGUACUGGGAUAUAUUUAUAAUAAAACUAGGCGCUUUUAUGUCUAUGUUAGUAAUCAAAUCCUGCGAAUACGAAGAUACUCUCGUCCAGAACAAUGGCAAUACGUACUUACGGAUCAAAACCCGGCAGAUAUUGCUAUGAGGUUUGUCACUCCAGCCCACAUUCUAGACACCAGCUGGCUACCUGGGCCAAAGUUCUUAAAGCACCCUUUUCAAGGAACUUUCAAAGGGAAGAUCUUUCAACUUGUAAAUCCUUCAUUGGAUACAGAAAUCCACCCUCAGGUUCUUACUCUGGAUACGACUGUGAUGAGUGGACAACUUGGGUCCCAGCGUUUUUCCAAAUUCUCUAGCUGGAGAUCACUAACUCGUGCCAUUGCUCGACUUAUUCAUAUUGCUCUGCUCUUUCACAAGAAUCCUGAAGCCAUGCCCAGCAGCUGCAGAGGCUGGCACUGCUGUGAUGCAAUAUGCUAAGUUAAAGAUCUCUCACAAUCUAAGAGGAUCAUAAUACGUUCAGUUCAAGAGAAAGUGUAUGCUCAAGAGUAUACCAGUUUACAAAAGAAGGAGAAGCUUCCCAGGGGCAGUCCUCUUAAAACUUUAGACCCUAUCAUUGAUGCACAUGGCCUCAUUAGAGUAGGAGGCCGACUCAUUGCGGCAGAGCUUCCAUAUGAUGAAAAAAGACCCCUCAUUAUUCCAGGGAAGCACCAUGUAGCAAACCUUUUGAUCAGGCAUUACCAUGAAAAAAUUUAGCAUCAAGGUCGGCUGUUUACAGAAGGUGCCAUACAUACUGCUGGACUCUGGAUAGUUGGUGGUAAGAGGCGCGUGAGCAGCUUCAUUCAUGGAUGUGUUACUUGCCGCAAGCUUCGUGGGUCACCUCAGAUACAAAAGAUGUCCAACCUUACAGCAGAUCGUCUUUCCAUAGAACCUCCAUUUACAAAUGUUGGCCUGGAUGUUUUUGGUCCAUGGACUGUGUCUUUGCAUCGCACAAGAGGUGGACUUGCUCAAAGUAAACGAUGGGCUAUGAUAUUUACCUGCUUAAGUGUGAGAGCUGUACAUAUUGAGGUUAUUGAAACUCUUAACACUUCAAGUUUUAUCAAUGGUCUCAGACGUUUUCUUGCCAUCAGAGGUCCAGUGAAACUUAUCCGUUCUGAUUGCGGAACUAAUUUCAUCAGUGCUUGUAAAGAGUUGAAGAUUUCCAGUAACAUUGACAAUCACACUAUUGAUAAGUUCCUUCAGGAUGAGGGCUGUGUUUGGAAAUUUAAUCCUCCCCAUGACUCUCACAUGGGAGGCUCUUGGGAAAGGAUGAUUGGGAUAGCAAAAAAGAUCUUAAAUUCUAUGUUCCACCAACUUGGUCCUUCGAAGUUGACUCAUGAAGUACUUACCACCUUACUGUCAGAAGUAGCCGCUAUUAUCAACUGUAGACCUCUUGUUCCAGUAUCUACUGAUCCAACUGACCCUAUGAUUCUUACACCAGCAACUCUUCUCACCCAGAAAGUAAAUCCUCUUUCAGUCCCUGCUGGCGAUUUUAGGUUCAAAGACCUGCACAGACAUCAGUGGCGCCAAGUACAGCACCUGGCUCAAACUUUUUGGGACAGAUGGAAAAAACAGUACCUCUGUUUACUCCAACCACGUGGGAAGUGGCAGUCCCCUCCACCAGACAUUGAGCCUGGAAGUGUCGUGCUCCUUAAAGACGAUCAUCUCAGAAGAAAUGAAUGGCCCCUGGGAAUGGUCACACAAGUUUUUCCCAGCGAAGAUUGUAAAGUCCGUAAGGUGGAGAUUAAAGUCUUUACAAAAGAGGGGAUAAAGUUUUUUAUUCGGCCUGUCACUGAGACUAUCAUCCUCCUUGAUCCUUCUGAAAGACCAUUAUAAAUAUGUUAUUGUUACAGACUGUUCGGUAGUGACGUUUAAUCACGCCAGACGGGGAGUGUUCUG